Molecule: messenger RNA, 661 nt
Organism: Xyrauchen texanus (razorback sucker)
Lineage: Eukaryota; Metazoa; Chordata; Actinopteri; Cypriniformes; Catostomidae
Product: ATP synthase membrane subunit K, mitochondrial-like
Exons: 4
Coding region: 107-283 (58 amino acids)
Source: RefSeq, a predicted model, not a curated record
GGAGGAGGUAUUUCCUUUUAACACUUGCUUUCCGGCGUCUCUGUUGAAGGGCACUAGUUUAUUUGAAGAAGAGCUUCAGUGUGCUCGCAGAUUACGUGCAGGAAUCAUGGGUGGACACGACGCUGGAACUCACCACCAGUUUACUGGCAUCGCGAAGUACUUCAAUGCAUACACCAUUACAGGGAGGAGGAAUUGUGUGCUGGCCACAUACGCCAGCAUUGCUACCAUUAUCCUCUUUUUCAAGUUGAAGCCCAAGAAGCAAAAGGCUGUAACUUCAAGUUAGUUUAAAGACGUAUUUGUGAAUGCAGUGUAUACUGGAUGUUCUUGUUUGACCACAUCGAUUUAUUUCAGAUAUGUAAAGAUUAAUAAAAUAAAAGACUACUUGUACCACUCAACAUUGUAUUCAACAUUUUUUAUUUACAAAUGUUUGCACUAGUACAAAAGCUUGUAGAGAACAUGAAGACCAGUGCCCAUAUGCAUCAUCAAUGUUGGCAUUCUCGUGUACGACCAGUUUCUGGGUUCAUGUCCAAAUGUUCAUCAUCUAUAUAGUCAAAAGGAGCCUUAAAAACAAGCAUGGCAGUGAUGCUAUAAGAAAUGAAAAAUAAAUGUAUGAGCUCAAGUAUUAUUUGUACAACCAAAUAAGAGAAGUCCUGUUUAAUAA